Messenger RNA from Hermetia illucens (black soldier fly), 2415 nucleotides. Its product is annotated as facilitated trehalose transporter Tret1. Lineage: Eukaryota; Metazoa; Arthropoda; Insecta; Diptera; Stratiomyidae. Gene Ontology annotation, cellular component: membrane. Gene Ontology annotation, biological process: transmembrane transport. The record is from RefSeq and is a predicted model, not a curated record. Gene Ontology annotation, molecular function: transmembrane transporter activity.
GAUCGCUUUGCUGGUACCAAAUGGGAAGAAUCAAAUGGAAAUUCAAUUCCCAUUAUGGAGCCAUGACCCGUUUGUAUUCACUUAUGCAAAAUUUAACCAUCGCUAUCACAUUUGUCAACGAUCGCCCUCACAAUUUCUUUCGAAAUGGUACUAGACGCGUUGUGGACAACCAACCGGAACUUGGCGAAUUUCGACGUGCCUUACCACAAUUUAUAGCUGUUGGUGUAAAAAACAUUUUGCUCUUUGUAUAUGGCAUGACCCUUGGUUUUCCAACGAUUGUUAUACCCGCUAUCCAGGGUGGCGAUGGACGGGAACCUAGCGACAUCGUUCUUAGUAGAGAUGAAAUUUCUUGGUUUAGUUCCAUUAAUCUGAUAUGUGUUCCACUGGGAUGUAUAUUUUCUGGAGCAUUCACAUCACCGAUCGGGAAAAGGAAGGCUAUGCAGCUGGUAAAUUUCCCUAUCCUGGCUUCCUGGCUGCUUUUUCAUUUUUCCACUAGUACUGGAUAUUUAUAUGCUGGGCUCUGCUUAUCUGGCCUUAGUGGUGGUUUGAUGGAAGCCCCGGUACUAACAUAUGUAGCUGAAAUCACGGAACCGAAAUAUCGUGGAAUGCUUGCUGCUUCGGGAUCAGCUUGUGUUAUCCUUGGAGUCUUCAUACAAUUCGUGCUGGGAUCAAUAUUAGAUUGGCGGACCAUUGCCGCUGUCAGCACUGUUUUCCCCGUCAUAAGUAUUAUUGCUUUAUUCUUCGUUCCGGAGAGCCCACAUUGGUUGAUCCGAAUGAAUCGCUUCCCGGAAGCUGUGAAAUCACUUACUUGGCUACGUGGAUGGGUUCCUGAAUAUAAAGUCGAAGCCGAGUUCAAUGAACUGUAUGAUAGUAUCAUUGUGAAACCAUCGCAAGAGCAAGCGGCGGAAGAAGUAAAAAGGUCGCCAGUUAUGAAAUAUUUACGACUAUUCAAGAAACGAUCUUUUUUGUCGCCAUUCUGUCUUAUUUUGUUGACAUUUUUCAUUGGGCAUUUUUCUGGGAAGACCACAUUACAAACUUAUGCUGUUCAGAUUUUCCAUACUCUGAAGACGCCGGUGGAUAAAUACCAUGCUACUAUCUUGCUUGGUUUGGCAGAGCUUAUUGGUACAAUAUUGUGUAUUGUCCUUAUACAUUUCACUGGCAAAAGGCCAUUAGUCUUCGCUUCAACUAUUGGCUGUGGUUUAUGCAUAUUUGGUACGGCUACAUAUGCUUACUUCUUGAAAUCAGUUCCCGGAUUUGCAAUAGCCAAUGUUGUAACAAAUGCAUCAUCAUUAGUACCGCAGGAAAACAUCAUUACCCUUCAAAAUGUAACAGACAUUUUCGACAAAGAAGAGGAAGCUUUGGAGAGAAGUGAACUCUUGAGUGUUUUGAGGCUUAAACCUGAAACCAUUAUUACAACAAUCCCUCCUGAAUUACCGGAAACAACUACGAUUUUAUAUUUAGACUACUUCGAUGGUGAUUUCAACGCAACUAACAGUUCCCGAAGGUUAAUUCGUAGCGCUGACUUCGAGGAUAAUUUCAAUAUAACCGAUGAUUACUUUGAUUUCACCAAUACCGGGAACAGUCCUGAUUUUGAAGUGGAUUCUAACCAGACAGAUUUUCUAAACUAUGAUGUCUUUAAUGAAACGACUCAGGACAAUACAGAACCACCAGUGCUCAUUGACCUUGACGAGAUUCUCAAUCCUCUAGAAGACAAUCCUGAAAUACACAAGAAAAUCCUGGUUCCCGUGCCUAAACAGAAAAAAAACAAAUACCUCUGGAUCCCGCUGAUAUUACUUUUGGGCUCCGCAUUUUUCGCUCAUUUGGGAAUUCGUCUUAUUCCGUGGAUGCUUAUUGGCGAAGUUUACCCGGCCGCGAUUCGAAGCAAUGCAUCGGGAAUAUCAGGAGGAGUAGGGUAUCUUUUUGGAUUCUUAGCUAAUAAACUCUUCUUACAAAUGCUUUCAACAAUGACAAUGCCUGGUACCUUUUGGUUUUACUCAGCUGUAAGUUUUGUUGGCACAAUACUGUUAUAUUUUCUGCUUCCGGAAACAGAGGGUCGGUCUCUGAGUGAUAUUGAAAAAGAAUUUUCCGGAAAUAGAAACAAACAACCAAAGGAAUCAGAAGAUAAGAAUGUUGAAGAUGAAACCCCACCGAACGCUCGAAACAAUCUUCAGCAAAUGGUCAGUUCCGGAGAGACAAUGUGGACUAUCCCGACUGACAGACUGAACUUUGAUGCUAGUCGCCUGGCAAAUGGUCGCGAUUUAAAACAAACUCGAACGAGAUGGGAUUGUGGGGAGGACAACAAAGCAUUUACUACGGAUGAGUUUCGACAGAAUACCACGAAAUUGUAGCCUUAAUGUUGUGUAGAACUAUGUACAUAUUUGUAGUUUUUAAGAAAUAGAUAAAAGUUAAAUUUCA